AUGGCUGUAGCCGUGCCCAUGGCUAUACCUGUAGAAGAUGCUAUUUUCGACAUAUCCGAAUAUUGGGAAGAGUUCAUGGACAACAGUCUCAGCUACGACCAAAUAGACACAUAUUACGAACUUCUCGACUCCUCCAACGAGCUCUCCAAGAGAGACGUUCAGACUAUUGCUGGACUCUUGGAAUUGCUCAACAGAUCAGAGAUCAUCUGGGACGUUUUGGACCAAGUAGCUGGCCAUCCUGACAGAAUUCAGACCCUUGCCAAUCUCACCAGUGGUUUGAUCGAUUUCAUUGGUGCUUCCAACAUCAGUCUUGCUGAUUUAACGAGUGCUGCUUCGUCGCUCAGCGGUUCUGUUAAUGUUACCGCCAUUGUCGGUGCUGUUCUUGAUUCUGGAGUCGUCACCAACUUGUUGGACGGAAUUCUCUUAGAUGACAGUUUCAGACCCGUUUUGGUGAACUUGAUUAACGACGUUGUUCUAUCGUUUAAGACUGAGAUUUGGUUCCUUCUCAAGGGUGUAUUUGCCAAGAGAGAGUACUUGGAACCAAUGUCUCAAGAAGAAAUCAUCGAAGUGUUCAGAAGAGCUUCCAACGAGGGAUCUCUUGAAACCUUUGCUAGCAACGUUGUGGGCACUAUUCUUGAAUCACAAUUGGUUAAAAACAUCUCGUUGGACUUGCUUGCUGCCUUGAAUGAAACAAGCUUCUUGACUUACACCGUUAAGAGAUUCCUUGCCACCCCAGCCUAUAUCAACAUGACAACUGAUUUGAUAUCUGACAUUUACAACACUGCACACAUCAAUAUUGAUCUUAGCUCCAUUAACAUCAGUGCAAUUGUAGGUUCUGCCUUGGCUAACCCUAAGUUAAUUAGCAAUGCUGUUGGUCUGCUCUUGUCAGGAAAUUUGGAUCUCAGCUUCUUAGGAAAGUAUGCCUCGGCUGUGAGUAAGAUCAUUACUGGCUUAGAGGAUAAGGGUCUCUUCCAGGAAUUGAACGACUUCAUCUUCCCUUCUACGAGUAAAUCUGCUACUGCUACAACUUCGGAGAAAAACAAAGAUCAAGUUGUUACUGGAAGCACUUCUGCAACUACUACUCAAUCUAAGUCCAGUUCUACGGCAACGAAUGGAGCUCCAUCCGUGGCAGGAAGCCGCUUGAGCAAUCCCAUGAUCAAAAUGAUUUUCUUUUUGCAAUCACUUGCUUUCGGUGGAGUCUUGUUGAUUCUCUAA
This is a messenger RNA of Scheffersomyces stipitis CBS 6054, 1215 nucleotides long. It is a transcript of the gene PGA45, whose product is annotated as Pga45p. The transcript has a single exon. The record is from RefSeq and is a predicted model, not a curated record. The coding region runs from base 1 to 1215 and encodes 404 amino acids. NCBI's taxonomy places the organism in Eukaryota, Fungi, Ascomycota, Pichiomycetes, Serinales, Debaryomycetaceae.